Mytilinidion resinicola is the source of this 2001-nucleotide messenger RNA. RefSeq names its product Flavocytochrome c. Lineage: Eukaryota; Fungi; Ascomycota; Dothideomycetes; Mytilinidiales; Mytilinidiaceae. Bases 235 to 1752 code for a protein of 505 amino acids. The record is from RefSeq and is a predicted model, not a curated record. Gene Ontology annotation, molecular function: oxidoreductase activity; FMN binding. The transcript has a single exon.
UAGGUAGAGAAUUCCGAAAGCUCAAGCAGCCCUACCAACGAAUCCUACACAACAUGGCUGUCCUAACCAACGAUGCUAUUGCCCCGGAACUCGGCCACGCUGACUUCCAUACCGCUGACGACACCGCCUGACUAUCACCUGAUAAUUUAACAACCCCCAUGAAUCUCUACACAUGCCUUCCGAGCCUCCCUGUGCCCUUAAACUAAUAUACAUGGUCGCUUUACACCCCUCAUCAUGAGUAGGACCCGCGCGCUCACUCUUCUGAUUCUCUCCAUCCUUGGCAUCUUUGCCGCAUACCAAUACAACCGCUCCACCAUGGCCACCACCCCAAAACUCAUCCCAACCAGCGCAAUAGCCAAGAACGGCGCAAUAGUAGUCGGCUCAGGCCUCGCUGGCCUCUCCGCCGCCUCUGAACUAAUCGCAGCAAACAUCCCCGUCCGUCUACUUGAGCGGAACGCAAAGCCAGGCGGUAACUCGAUUAAAGCCUCAUCCGGCAUCAAUGGCGCCCCUACCCUCUUCCAACCAGGCCCACCAGACACAGAGUUCUACGCCGACACAAUCAAAUCAGCCGGCUACGCUAUGAGCACAGCCCGCGAGCACCGCGAAAAGCUAAUCGGCACCCUCACCAACUCAUCCGCCUCAGCCGUCACGUGGCUCAACACCACCCACGGCAUCGACCUCAGCAAAGUCGCUCAACUGGGCGGGCAUUCCCGGGCUCGAACCCAUCGAGGCGCGGGCGGCACACCCCCCGGCUUCGCCAUCGUUUCCACUCUCCUCAAAAGCCUGAAAGCAAGCCCCCUUUUCGAGCUCAAGACAUCCUGCACCGUAAACCGCCUCCUGCGUUCCGGCAGCUCGGUCACAGGUGUCGAGUACACCUGUAUCUCACCCGAAGCCGAAAGCACGACUUCAGAACUCCAUGGCCCUGUCAUAGUGACCACGGGCGGCUUCGCAGGCGACGCCGCCGGCCUCCUAGCCACCCACCGCCCGGACCUCGCAAACUUCCCCUCAACCAACGAUCCCGCGCCGGGAUUUACGCAUCUGCUAACUUCCGUGGGCGCCCAGCUGCUCGAUAUGUCGAGCGUGCAGGUCCACCCGACCGGUUUCGUAGAUCCUGCAAAUCCUUCAUCCCCGCUCAAAUUCCUCGCCGCAGAAGUAUUGCGCGGCGAGGGCGGAAUCCUGCUCCACGACGGGGAACGGUUUUUCAACGAGCUGGAGACACGCGAGAAAGUCACGGCUGCGAUUUUGAAGAACCCGCCGAUUGAGGAGAAGCCGAAGCAAUGGGAUGUGCUCUUGGUGUUGGAUGAAGGGGUCUAUGAGGCCGCGAAAUCGCAUAUUGAUUUCUACAUCUUCAAGGGACUGAUCCGGAAGACGACGAUUGGAGAUCUGGGGGAGAAGGCGUUGCCCACAAUUCAGGAGUAUGCGGGCGCGGUGGCAGGGAAAUAUGAAGACAAGUUUGGUCGGACCGCGUUUGCGAAUUGGAAGUUAUUGGAGCCGGAGGCGGACUCGGUGGUGUAUGUCGGGAGAGUAACGCCGGUGGUGCAUUUUACGAUGGGCGGCGUGGUGAUUAGCGAGAAGGCCGAGGUGCUGGACGCGCAAGGAGUGCCGGUUGAGGGCGUCUGGGCGGCUGGGGAGGUGACUGGGGGCGUGCAUGGAGGGAACAGGCUAGGUGGGUCGAGCUUGUUAGAAUGUGUAGUGUUUGGGAGGAAUGCAGGAGAAAGGGUGGUAGAGUAUGUGAAGAAAGAAGAGAAGUGAGGCCUAUAAUGGGUGUGAAUGUGAGGAAUAAAUUUCACUUCCUUUCUCAGUGUAUAUAUGACACUGUAAUCUGCGCAUGUGCUCCCCAGUUUCCUUGCUGUCUUCCUCAACCUGACGGAAGUUGAGUAAAUAGUGCCCUAGAUCGGAAAUGGUGAGCAUGCGAUGGCCACGUUGAAGUCCUAUUCCUGUUGAGAAGAUGUAUGCAGAGGAUGUCUGACGGAUUGGAGCAAAUACUUAUGUGAUCUGGUG